AUGCAGAUCCAAUGCGACCUCAGCCCGUUGGCCGCUGAGGCCCAGAUGCUGGACCAGGUGCCCCUCGCCUGUCGUGAGCCAGAGGCGACCAAGAUAUUCACCCAGUACAAAUCAACCAUUGCUCCGUCCUCGGCGUACUCCGCUCUUUCCAACCUUCUAGGGGGCGUGCGAGACAUUGGCGUGGCUGCGGAGCUUCUGUCGGUGGGUCCGAAGGAAGUGUGCCUGACCUGGCAGGCCCGGCGAGAGCAGGAAGCAACGGAAGUAGAAAUCCUGCGUGACUGGGAAGUGAAGCGCACGUCUGGCAUGCAGCUCCCGUCCUACGUUCGGCUUAUGCAUCCGGGCAAGCUGCUCAGGCUCCAUCUCCAAGACCAUCAGACAAUUUGGGUGGCGCUUCGUGUUGUUGAGACGAUGGCCAACGAGCCGAUUUCCUCUCCUUCUGAGUAUGCCAACAGCCUGAUGAGGAUAACGGGAGAGGCCCUGUCGGCACCAGAGUUCGUCCGGAGCUAUGCGCUCACGCUAGUAGAGGUGCUUGCAUUCCUUCGCCCGGAUGUCACUGAUUCCUGGCUACGGCACAGGAGGGCCUUUCAGUCCAGGGUUGCGGUGCUCCGUGGCUCAGUCCUCACGGGCGACUACGACAACGUCCGGCAGUUGCCCGAGGUGGUGAGUCGAGGGGCCAAAUUCACUGGAUCAUUGGCACGGGCUCAUGGAUCCAUCAAGGCUGCCACCAUUGCUUCGAUCUGCGGAGGGAACGCCACCCUUGAGCGCGGCCUUGCUGAGGCCCGAUCCAAUGUCUGGGUGUUCACGAGGCGCGUUGCCCAGAUGCCCGCCUGUCCGGGCCUUCGCGUGGUCCCGCGCCACUCUGCGGAGGCAGACCUGGUUGAGCCGACGUGCCCGUCAGAAGUCCUCCUCUUUGAUGUGGUUUGGAGGUGGGCUUGCGAGGAGUUCGAAGGGCCAGUGAGAGUCGUCGAGAAGGCAGGGCGAGGGGGUUACCAGUGGGUGAUCUUCGCACCAGUGAUCAGCUGCCACCUGCGGCACCUAUUCGGCGGCCAUGAAGUUAUCGAAGAGAAGGUGGCUGCGUACGGGUUCAAGUUCGCGGCAGUGCGGGCGACCAGCAGCGGCGCGCGGACUCCAGGCAACAAAUGCGGCAUUCCGGCCGAGCACAUUGGCCUGAUUUACGUCCAUCGGUCCGCCUCCGCCCCCGCCCCAGAGCAGCAGGCGCCGCUGACGCCCCGCGGCGCGUACGGCCGGCCGAGGCCCGAGAGGCGGCAGGAGACCGGCCUCGCAGUGGCGCCCUCCCGAGGCUCCAGGUCGCCGGGCGCCCCCGCCCGCGCGCCGUGGGCCGCCUCGCCGCGGGGCGCUGGCUCGCAGGCGGCUCAGCAGCGACCCGCCGCGAGUGCGGCGGCGGCCGCCGCCGUCGCCGGCGGGCCCCACGGCGCCGCCGCCGCUUCCCGCAAGCCGCGGCUGGACACCGGGGUCUGGGGCAUCCACGAGGGCCUCGAGAGACUCCCAGAGACCUUUACAGGGAGCUCUGGACACUACCUUGGUAGUGACCUCGCCUUGGAGCCGCAAAGUGCCGCCCGCGCUGCGCAGCUCGUCGGCAUUGCAGCCUGGCAGCUUCUGCUGAAGCCGUUUACGGCGACCAUCCUCAAGAACUCGAUCGGACUCUACACGUUCACGCUCGUGCUGACCCUACUGACAGCAUGGGCGAGUCCGCAGCCGCUGCUGCACGCGAGGGACCAGGAUCACGGAGCCCGCGGCGGCAACUUCGUUCAGCAACUUCUCGACGAUCUCGAGAAGAAGCAGAAUGACUCCCUCCAGAAGUCGCUUGAGGACUUCAACCGCUCACAACGCGACCACGUUGGGCAACUCCUCAAGACCUACGACGCCAAGCUGCAAGAGCACAUUGCGGAGCUCACCCUACGCCAGAACAGCAUUGACAAGCAGCUCAGCGAUCUCACAAGCGACUCGGAGAGGAAUUACAACAUCUUGGAGAAGGGCUCGGCGACGACGACAUGCCUGACCCCAUCGAUCCUCAAGCUCCGCUGCUCCGCCUACGCCGCCAAGACGGCCGUCUGGAGCUCGUUCUCCGAGCUUCUCAAGACCGCCAAUAUCGGUGAAGACCAGGCCUCCAUCUGCGGCCCACCGGCCAGACGCUUCUUCGAGAUCCGCUUCAGGGGUUGCAGCGCUGCCAUCAACGCCGCCCGCACCUUCCCUGCCCAGAGGAGGGACGGCGAGUGGACUAAACUACAGUGCCCGGCCGCCAACGGCACCGAGACCGCCUACCUCUUCGUCAGCCCCAACAAGAACCCGAAGACCGAGCGCAACGAGAGCCUCCUGCGCGAAUUGCGCAAAACGGUCCUCACCCUGUACCCCGCUCUGGGCGGAAAGCUGCGCAUUGCGCGUCCCGGUGGUAUCUUAUUCGUCGACUCCGACCCCGUCGCCCGGGCACUCUCCCCUAAGCCCGGCGAGGUCUACUACAAUUGGCAGUUCACCGUGUGGGAGUCGCACAAGAUCGACAAGGACGCCGUCUUCAGGAAGAUUGCCGAGUACGGGAAGGGCCGCUUCGCGGGCUUCUACGCCAGCAGGCACUACCAGCGCAAGGACAAAAUCGACUACCUCCGGCGUCUCCUCAAGACGAACACCACCAUCUUCAUUGCCGAAGCCCGCUGCGCCGUCGAGGCCUUCCAGUUGCUGCUCCCCGACGUGGUGUGCGAUUGGUGGGUCGCAGAAGCCACGCACUACGCAAACGGCGCGUACGCCAGCUUGGACCGCAUAUGCAGUUCGAUCCCCUCUUGGGCCAUUGGUUCCGUCCAGGUCGCGAUCGCGGUGCUCGACGACCCUCUGCGGCUGCGCCUCCAGGAGAUCAGUGACCGCGCUGCCGUCGCGGCCCACGUCGGCUUCGUCGACGCCUUCGACGAGAUCGCUGCCGCCGACGCUGCUGCCGAGGCUGACCGUCGUGAGCAAGGUCGCCGAUGGCGCCACCGCUGCAGAGUUCUUUCAACGGGGGGUGGCCCCGCUCCAUUGGAGUUCGGUGCCGGCGCCUUCCACGCACCUCUCCUCAAGAGCGCGACCGACUCGAGCCCCGGCCCCGGCGGCCUCGCCUACUCCAUCUGGCAGCGCGCGGGCGACUGGGGCGCGGAGGCGCUCCUCCAAGUCGCGCUCCAUAUGCCUUCCGGUUUUCCGAUGUCGCUUGCCCUCGACAUGUCCGAGCCUGUUUUCCCCCCGAAAGGCUCAGAGGCAGGCGGCGCCGCCGAGAUCAUCUGGAAGCCAGAAGACAUUAGACCGUUGAGUCUCAAGAACACAGACAACACAACUUGUUGUAGCAUUGUCGACAUCAUGCUGAGGAGCGUCGUCUCCGCGGGCGUCUCUCCUAUCCAGCAGGGCUUCGUUGCUCGAAGGCGGCUGGCCCAGGACAUCGUCGACCUCGACUGCGAGGCCCGGGCCUGCGGCCGCCCGUCGAACGCGCGCAUCCUGCCUGUCCUCGCCUCCUGGAACAUCGCUGCUGCCUUCCCCAGCUUGCGGCGCAGCGCGUUCGACCACGUGCGAAUAUGCGCCGGCAUGAAGCUGAAACCCAAGAAGUGCCAGCUCAUUCCUCUCAUCGCCGCGUUCGCGAUCCAGAUGGUCGAGUCGAUCCGUGACCGGCUGCGGGCGAUCGUCCCGGAGUGGAUCCAGUUUGCCAUCGUGAAGGUUGCGUCUUACCUCGGUUAUCUCAUGGGCCCUGACGCCGCGGCCGAGAUGUGGGGGGCCGAGGGCCCCACCGCCGCCACUAUCAAGGAGUACAAUAUCAAAGCCAUUCCUUGCAUGCCGCGCGUCGCCCAAUUCGGGCUCCCACCCCGCGCCCUCGUGCAAGCGGAGACUGGCGUCAUCGACGAGCUCGGGCACGUUCCGCCGUCUACCUUCGCUACUCGUGGCACGGCUCGCGCCUCCGAGUGCGGCGCCGUCGAUGUCGCCCCCGUCUCCCUGGCAUGCGUCGCCGCGCUGAUCCGCGCCGCGCUCGUCGUGCUAGACUGGAAGACGCCCCUGGCCGGGCUUCGGCGGGCGCCCGACCGGGCUGCUCCGGACAUCUCGCGCCCGUAUCUCGACUUCGCCCCUGAAAAUUUGGAUGGGCGGAUGGGCGACAAGCGCGAGGUCGCCGCCUCUGGCAGGAAGCGGGCCCUGGGCGCUCCCCGCGCGCCGAGUCUGGCGCAGCGGGACGUGGAGCGCCUCCGCCGGCAGCUGCGAGUGCCCGUGGAGCGCGGGCGCUGGCCCGGCGUGGCCGCGGCAGUCUACGUGGGCGGGCGGCUGGAGCUGCUGGAGGAGGCCGGGUACGCGGACGUGGAGGCUGGCACGCCCAUGACCAAGGACGGGAGGGACUCCUUGGUCCGCGUCUACUCCAUGACCAAGUGUGUGAUAGCCGCGGCCGUGAUGCAGCUGGUCGAGGCCAGGCUGCUGGGGCUCGACGACGAGCUGGGGAAGCACCUGCCGGCCUUCUCGCACAUGCGGGUGGUGCUGGAGGGCGCGGACGGCAAGCCGGACUGGGACCGGGUGGUGCCCGCGAGCCGGCCGAUCCGGAUACGCCAUCUGCUGACGCACACCUCCGGGAUCUCCUCUGGGCUGGCCCCGGGCAUCGACGGGCCGAAGGUGCGCAGCGCCCGCGAGAGGGCCUGGUGCGAGAUCUACGGGCCCCUGGUGAGGGCGGUCGACAGCGGGAGCAUCCGGGACCUGGGCCAGUGGGUGGGGGAGCUGGCGAAGCUGCCGCUGUUCAGCCACCCUGGGCAGCUGUACGGGUACGGCUACAGCUACGACAUCCUCGGCCACCUCGUCGAGGUGAAGACUGGCAGAAAGCUGGUCGACUACCUCGCAGAGCGCGUGUUCCGGCCCCUGGGCAUGCGGGACACCCGCUUCGACGCGACCUCGGCUGGCCACGCGCGGAGGCUCUCCGCGCUGUACCGCUGCACGCGGUCGCCGCGCUUCGGCGGCAACGGGCGGUCGCUGCGCCUGGCGCGGGUGGACCCGCCGCGCCGGGGAGCCCCCAGCCGCUGGCAGGCGCGGUGCCGCGUGCCGUCCGGCGGAGGGGCCCUUACGAGCCUGGAGGGGGGGCUGCUGAGCACGCUCAGCGACUACUCCAAGUUCCUGCUCGCGGUGGUCUCCGGGGGCAAGCACCCCGAGAGCGGGGCCCGCAUCCUGACGCCAUCGUCGGCGGAGCAGAUGCUCACGGACCAGACGGCGCUACUGGCCGAGGGUGGCAAGCUACCGCCGAGGAACGCGAACCCCUACAACGACCGGGGGCUGGGGCUGAGCUGCCUGGGGGAGCUGCAGCGGCGCGGCGCGCCCGCCUGGGGGCGGUGGUUCGACGGUGUGCCCGGGGUACGGCUCUGGGGCGGGGCCGCGAGCAGCGCGUUCAAGUACGACCCCAACGGGGGCCGCCCGAUCCUGGCGGUGGUGAUGACCCAGGUGUUUCCGCAGGAGGACGGCACCGUCAUUUCGACGCUGCUGAAGGGCGUGCGCGAGGGCCUCCGCGGCGGCGCCGCGGGCGAGGCGUGA
Messenger RNA from Prorocentrum cordatum, 5523 nucleotides. NCBI's taxonomy places the organism in Eukaryota, Dinophyceae, Prorocentrales, Prorocentraceae. The record is from the annotation of a GenBank genome assembly.